AUGAGUUUGAUCGGCAUCAAAAUCUGCACCAAUUCAGCCAAUCCCGACAAUGACCAAGACUCAAAUAAUAAAUUUCAAAGAACUUCAAAAUAUUCAAUGUCAAAACUAAAAAUUUCUAAUAAAACAAGAACAACUGAAACUGAAACACAAUUAUUCGAUACAAGAAAUGAUGAAAAAAAUGUAGAAGAAUUUCAAUAUUUAGUUGGAAAUCGUCAGAUGGCAGAAUUUCCAGUUGCAAUGUCAUUAAUUGCCAGCAUUAUUUCAGGAGUUUCAUUAAUUGGGUUAUCAACAGAAAUUUAUUUAUAUGGAAUUCUGUAUGUGUAUACAAUCCCUACUAUUAUUUUGGCGGCUAGCGUUUGUUGGUAUAUAUUUUUACCAAUAUUUUGUAAUUUGAAUUUAACUUCGAUAUAUGAGUAUUUUGAGAUGCGUUUCAAUAAAAAAAUUCGAUUGUUCGGAUCAUUUGUAAAUUUUAUUGGAAUUUUAUUUUGGAUGCCAAUGGUAAUUUACAUGCCUGGUUUAGUAAUGAAUCAAUUUAUCGGUAUUAAUAUACAUUUAUUUUCUGGAAUUAUUAGUUUAAUAUGUGUGUUUUAUACUUGCCUGGGUGGUAUUCAAACUGUAAUUUGGACGGAUUUUUUUCAAAGUUUUAUAAUGCUAGCAUCUAUAGGUUUAAUUAUGAUAAAAGGCAUUGUAAAAGUAGGAGGUUUACAGAGAAUAAUUGAUAUUAAUUAUGAUGGCGAUAGAAUUGAAUUACCGCGAAUAUUUAUAGAUCCGUACACUCGUUAUUCACUGUCAGCCAUUUUAAUUGGCGGUACCGUAUCAUGGAUAGAAGGAACUUGUUGUGGACAAGUUAUGAUGCAACGAUUUUUAUCAGUUUCAUCAGUUAAAAAAGCAAGAAAAGUUCUUAUUUAUUACAUUACCGGCAUUAGUCUAUUACUUGGUGUAUGCGUUUUUAAUGGAUUAAUUUUAUAUGCAUAUUAUCAUAAUUGUGACCCAUUAACAACUAAAUUAGCAGAAAUUAAGGAUCAAUUAUUACCAUUAUUUAUAAUGGAAAUAUUUCAUAAAACACCUGGGAUAAAUGGUUUGUUUAUAGGAGGAAUAAUGAGUGCUGCAUUAAGUACACUUUCAACUGGUCUAAAUUCAUUAGCGGCAAUAUUUCUUGAAGAUUUUCUGAAAUCAUAUUAUUCGAAAUCAUUGUCAAAUUAUCAAACAAAACUAAUCUUAAAAUUAACCAUUUUGGGUGCCAUUUGUGGAGGACCACUUUUUGGUUUAUUUCUGGCAGGAGUUUUAAUGCCUUGGAUUAAUUCAUCGAGUGCAUUAACUGGAUGCUCAUUUGCAUUCAUUUUAAUAUCAUGGAUAUGCAUUAGAUCUCAAAUUUUAGAGGGAAAUUCGAUUUAUAUUCAAAAACCUGUCUCAAUUACUGAAUGUAACUAUACUUUUAUUUUAAAUGUAAAUCAAACAGCGCUGAUCCAUGAACUCAAAGAAUCUGGCAAUCAAAGUAUCUCAUAUUUAUGGUAUUGUCCACUUGGAGCUUUCGUAACAAUAUUGGUAGCAAAUUUGGCCUCAAUAUAUUUUGGACAUAUUUGCAGAAAGAACUGGGAUAAAAGAUUAAUAGCUUCUUUUUUAUGGAAAUUAAUUCCGGAGGACAGAACAAUGGAAAACUGCACUGAAAUGAGUUAA
This is a messenger RNA of Condylostylus longicornis, 1677 nucleotides long. RefSeq names its product sodium-coupled monocarboxylate transporter 1-like. Bases 1 to 1677 code for a protein of 558 amino acids. Gene Ontology annotation, molecular function: symporter activity. The record is from RefSeq and is a predicted model, not a curated record. NCBI's taxonomy places the organism in Eukaryota, Metazoa, Arthropoda, Insecta, Diptera, Dolichopodidae. Gene Ontology annotation, cellular component: membrane. The transcript has 12 exons. Gene Ontology annotation, biological process: transmembrane transport; sodium ion transport.